GACCAAACCCACAAAAGUCAGUUGAUCAGUCUUCUCUGUGAUGGUAGGCUUGUUUCUUCAUUUUCUGCUAACUACUACACUUUUCCCCAAAGUGUAGUUAGCUGAGAUAACACAUUGAGGUCCAAACAAAUAAUAAGCGAAUGGAGUUGGACAAAUUGACAAUUUUCUCUCCUUAAAUCCAUCCUCUUCACACACAUCAUUCUUAACCUAUAUUGAGAUAUGGAGAGCUUCUUUAUCAUCCGUUGCUUCUUGUUAUUAUUCUUCUUCUUCAACGGAGCAUUUGCAGCUUCAAGUAAGUUAUGGAGCAUAAGAGAGAUGUCGGAUAUGGCUGGCUACGGGGAACACAAACUCUCAUCCGUAGUUAUCACCGGUUCUCUUCUUUGCAACACCCCUGUUUCAGGUGCAACUGUUGCCAUCAAGUGUCACACUGGACUAAAACAGAGAUCAAAAUGGAUAAAGAGUGUUACUAAUGACUUUGGAGAAUUUGUCAUCCAUCUUCCUUCUCAUCUUCACGCAAUUCCGCAACUCGAAAAAGCAUGUUUCGUCAAACCAAUACAUGUGCCUAAGCACUAUCACAGAUGUUACCACACUUUUUCCAAAUCCAAUAUACACAAAGACAUCAAACUUGUUUCCUCGAGAAAUGGCUUCCGUGUCUACACCUCAGGGACUAUCAAGUUACAUGGAGGACACAGUUCAAGAACAUCCCAACCUCAUAAAGCCAACAUGUAAACACAAGUUUAAAGAAAAACAAAACAGAACACUUGAAGAUUCAUCUUGUGUUUUUGUGUUCCUCUCACUUGUUUAGGUUGGCGCUUCAGUCACCGAACCGAGUUGAGUCUCUUCACAUUGUUAUCGGUUUCAAACAGUGUAAUAGCUUCACCAGUAUAAUUCCAUAUCAUACUUCUGUAUAUCACCAAAUGAAAUGUUAGGAAGCAAUGCACAAACCUAAUUUUACCAACAAAAAAAAAAAGAGGAAAAGAAGACUAAAUUAGGCGACUAAAACCUAAUUUACUCUUGUAAAUGCCCUAGCUAAGUAGUCGUGUGUUCUCCUAGCUCUGUGUGAGAUGAUAAAAUCAUCAAUUCUAUGAACCUUUACAUGGUAUCAAGAGCAAAACAAUCUUUACAAAGUUAUAAACA
Arabidopsis thaliana (thale cress) is the source of this 1137-nucleotide messenger RNA. Its product is annotated as Pollen Ole e 1 allergen and extensin family protein. The transcript has 2 exons. NCBI's taxonomy places the organism in Eukaryota, Viridiplantae, Streptophyta, Magnoliopsida, Brassicales, Brassicaceae. The record is from RefSeq and is marked reviewed. Bases 220 to 729 code for a protein of 169 amino acids.